CAUCAUCAUCGCAAUCAGUGGAUGAUUUCUUUCUCUCUUGACCUAACAAAAGGAGCAAGAGGGCACACAAGGUAGAAGCAACAAAUUCUAGAUGGUAAGGAAGUGUUGGGGAAUUACAGAGAUUUCAGUGAUGGAGGUAGCUCAGGUCGGCGUUCGAACACGAGCUCAAGCUCUAGCCAUGGCGGCUGCCACCAGCUCAGCAUCAAAUAAACGAAGGAAGGCCAACGAUGGAGAAAUUCAGAUAUCGACUUCCUAUUUUCAGCUCGGCAGUACUACUAGCGAAGGAUUAGUCAUUAAGCCGGAGAAUUCAGCUUCGUCUGCGCCGGAGCGAAAUUCUAGCAUUCCAGCGGUGGCAGAUGUUAGGUGCGGGAGCCCUAGCUCUGAUCAUACAUCGGUUUCUUGUUGUUCGAGUAACGGAUCGAGCAAGAGAUUUAAAUCCGUGGAUCCGGAGGACGAGAGAUCAGAAGUUGAAAUAUCCACGACGUAUUACAGCUGCGCAGAAAGCAGAGAGACGACACCGACUCCAACGAGUGAGCUUCAAGAAGAAUCAGGCGACCUGGAUUCUACAGCUAAGCCAUACGAGGCGGAUUCUCGCCCCAGAUCAGCGGUGGAGAAGAAGCCGUCAAGGGCGAGGAAGAUGCCACCGGAGUCCGAGCUGGAAGAAUUCUUCGCAGAAGCGGAGAAGAAACUAAAACAAGAAUUCACCGAGAAGUAUAACUUCGACGUCGAGAAGGAGGAGCCCUUGGUAGGACGUUAUGAGUGGGUUAGAGUAGACAAAUGAAGACCAUGAAAAACAACAAUGGCUGCAUUAUCUGGACUAUCUGUUAAUUUAGGUACCAUUGAUUGAAUUUUACUUUCUGUAUUUUGUAUAGCUCUCCUCUCUCUCUCUCUCUCUCUCCCCCUUCUAUCUAUGUUUCUUAUUUGUACUAUUACGGUCUACACGGAAAAGCGUCUGCAAGAAAAUGCAGGAAUCAAGAACAGACUUUGAAUAACGAAGCUGGAUUCCUUAAUAUUAUUUUGCCUUUUCGGUUUGGCCUCCAUAAAA
Messenger RNA from Tripterygium wilfordii, 1045 nucleotides. RefSeq names its product cyclin-dependent kinase inhibitor 1-like. Gene Ontology annotation, biological process: negative regulation of cyclin-dependent protein serine/threonine kinase activity. The record is from RefSeq and is a predicted model, not a curated record. NCBI's taxonomy places the organism in Eukaryota, Viridiplantae, Streptophyta, Magnoliopsida, Celastrales, Celastraceae. Gene Ontology annotation, cellular component: nucleus. Gene Ontology annotation, molecular function: cyclin-dependent protein serine/threonine kinase inhibitor activity. The transcript has 4 exons. The coding region runs from base 92 to 781 and encodes 229 amino acids.